Fraxinus pennsylvanica is the source of this 1071-nucleotide messenger RNA. The record is from the annotation of a GenBank genome assembly. Lineage: Eukaryota; Viridiplantae; Streptophyta; Magnoliopsida; Lamiales; Oleaceae.
AUGGAAUUGGAGACCCAAGACAUCGCCGUCGAUGUAGACACCGUCAUAGACGGAUGUUCGCCUAGAGAUGACAACGAUGUGGAAACGCUGGGAGAUGGCAGCGGCCAAGGGAGUAAUAAGUCAUUGGACAGAAUCAAGGGGCCAUGGUCACCCGAAGAGGACGCGAUACUGAGUCAACUCGUCAGCAACUUCGGAGCUAGGAAUUGGAGCCUCAUUGCUCGAGGAAUUCCUGGCCGAUCUGGAAAGUCAUGCCGCCUCCGAUGGUGCAAUCAACUAGAUCCUGCCGUCAAACGCAAGCCCUUUACUGAUGAAGAAGAUCGCAUCAUACUUGAGGCCCAUGCUGUUCAUGGGAAUAAAUGGGCGUCAAUUGCAAGGCUUUUGCCAGGAAGAACAGACAACGCAAUCAAGAACCAUUGGAAUUCCACAUUGAGGCGCCGCUGCAUGCAACUUGGAAAAUUUAAGUUGGAACCCGUGAAUGUCAUGGAAGAUGCUAGUGCUGAAAAAUCAAAAGCAUCAUCUGACGAAACUCCAUCAUAUGGUGAUGCCAACUCAUAUAAAUCCUCUGAAGGGAAAGAUGUUAACUCUCUGGAACAUGUGAGUGACAACCACGACCACCAUGAAGAGAGGGCUCAAUCAGAAGGUCAAUCUAUUGACCCACCCAUGGACCCUCCCACUCUAUUCCGUCCUGUGGCUCGCAUUAGUGCAUUUACUGUUUGUAGUUCACUGGAUGGCCCAGAAAGUUUAAAUCCAUGUCCAGGGCCCCUUCCCUUGCAAGUUCCCUUAAUUCAAUCCUCAAACCCAGCUGUUGGAAUCAGUAAAUUGCUCGAAGGAGCUUAUGGUGAUCGGUUGGUCCCACACCGAUGUGGCCAUGGUUGCUGUGAAAUUCAAGGUGGUGGGACACAAGUAAGCUGCUUAUUGGGCCCUGAAUUUGUUGACUAUGCUGAACCGCCAUCUCUUCUAAGCCAUGAAUUGGCUGCAUUAGCUACGGAUAUAAGUAAUGUUGCUUGGCGUAAAAGUGGAUUGGAGAGUAGCAGUAUCAAUGCCAUGGACAAUGUGAUUGGUGGGAUGUAG